Trematomus bernacchii (emerald rockcod) is the source of this 2156-nucleotide messenger RNA. RefSeq lists its product as uncharacterized. The transcript has 3 exons. NCBI's taxonomy places the organism in Eukaryota, Metazoa, Chordata, Actinopteri, Perciformes, Nototheniidae. The record is from RefSeq and is a predicted model, not a curated record. Bases 117 to 896 code for a protein of 259 amino acids.
CGUAAGAGCAGCAUGUUGCGCACUUCUGAAAGUCUUGAACGUUUAUAGCUGCUGUGCAUGCAAUUGUACUCAACAUUUUUAUAAGUUUUUUCCUGGCUGAAGUUGAAUCUUAUCCUAUGGUUGUCAGGUUGUGCAAGCAAUAUAUUAAUCCAGGACAACAACUAUUCCACAAUAGGACAAGAAGAUCUGGACCAAUAGCUCAACAUUGCCAGCAAUUGGAUGUUUUAUUGAUACUGGACAGAAUGUCAACAUAUUUCACUUUGUGGGUGUUUUUUGGCAUACUGUCCCCCCUUCUGCUGGCUGCAGGGGCAGCUAAUUGUUCAGAGAGGGAAGGGUUGGUGAAACUGCUGCCCAGGAGACCCUUAACAAACUGUUUGAUCGAGUGCACUGAGAUGACCUACCAUAAGAAAAUUCAACUUCGGGACAACCAUAACAUACGGCUCUCAUAUUGCACAGAAGGACCAACAGAUCCAUCUUCAGGCUCAGCAGCCCUGUCCCCCCAUAAGGCUGAACCUGAACCAGCUUGUCUCCCAACUGAAGGAGGAGACCCCGGGGAAUACUGUUGGUCUACGGAGCUCAAGUGCAACAUUGGAGAAAGCUUUGUGCAGGCCUACGUGGUGUUGCCUGUGGAUGUAUCUGUAGCUGGACAUGAGAUGCUGGAAGUGAAAGCCACUGUCCCCUCUGCCACCACACUGCUCAGACACAACAGCCCCACCACAAUCGCAGACGACUGUGGCCUCCAAUACGACGUGACGCCACAAUUCAGUACCGAGAACACAGGGAACUCUUUCUGCGUACAGGUUGUUUCCCCGGUUGUUGUUCUCAAAUGUCCUCCUUUUCUGGUCACCUUCUGGGAGAGAAAACCAAAUCAGAUCAACCAAGGAGGUGAUGGAUAAAAUACCCAUAUAUUUUACUAAAGUAAAAUAACUAAUGCAUACUGUACAAAUACUCAGUCCUGCAUUGAGCAUGCGUAGGUAUAGUAACUAAAAUGUACUUCCAGUAUUACAAUUUGAUAUCAUUGUAUUGUUAUCAUCUCAUUCAUUAAUGUGUAACCAUCACCUUUGUAAUUUUUUUAUUUUGAGCUAUUUUAUUUAAGGCUGCAACUGUUGAUUAUUUUCAUUUUGGAUGAACCCUUAUGUUGUGUUCGGGUCUCCCGUGACCCGUUUCAAGUUAAAAUGAUAUAAGAACUACGCUCUAGUUUUUUUUAUUGGAACGAGGCUUCAUGACAUUGAGAUCAUCGAUCUCUUUUUCAAGGGAGACCUGCAGAUGAUAUCCUCCACAACAGCUAUAUAAGCACUACAAAACAGAUGUUGACAAUUUUAGCCAAGUCUGAAGGUCUCUUAAAAAAAAAAAGUGUAUAAUUUGGUGUUCGGGUCUGGGAAGACACAGCUCAAUUGUUGUGGGUGACUCGGGGGCAAAUUUGGCCCAAUCAAGAUUCAUCUUUGACUUUAGACACCCCACCCCCACCCCCUUCAUCCACUGUAACAAUAAUUAUUUCACAACAUGCACCUGGUUGCCCAUCCCUCCCCCCCACGGGAACUCAACCUUUCACAAAGAAUAUGUACACUAACACUUGAACCUGAACACACACAUGCACAUGUGCAAUAUGUGGUGUAAUGUGUUUUGGGGCCAUAAAAUAAAAUAACAACAGGAUUGUACAGUUAUGAAUGCAUUAUAAGUUAGUUAUGAUGUAGUUAAAACAAUAUUGAAUGAUAGUCAUUAUUUUUGAGUGUUUUGGACUGAGAUAAAUCAUGGGUCAAAAUUGACCCGCGAACACCAUGAACGGUAACAGCUUUCAAACACAACACAAGGGUUAAGCUCAUGAUUAUUUUCUAUAUUCAUUGAUUGAUUGUUUGGUUUUACAAGUCCAAACCUCACAACUAUUGGACAAAGGCAUAGAAAAGCAAAACAAGCUUUUUUGUGUGUUAAAUGACAGACAACCAACAAAGUUGUUUCCAAUUAAUCUGUUGUCAAUUGUUUUAGAUAUCAUUUAGUCAUAUUGUAUAAGAUCUUAUUAUGUUUUGUAUGCAAACAUCUUUAUUUGUAAAAUAACUAGUAACUAGUAGGUGUCAAAUAAUUGUAUAGGACUAAUAAGUACAAUAUUUCCCUCUGAAAUGUAGUUGAGUAGAAGUAAAAGGAUAAUUAAAUGAACAGUC